Messenger RNA from Nematostella vectensis (starlet sea anemone), 4499 nucleotides. RefSeq names its product von Willebrand factor A domain-containing protein 3A. Lineage: Eukaryota; Metazoa; Cnidaria; Anthozoa; Actiniaria; Edwardsiidae. The transcript has 35 exons. The record is from RefSeq and is a predicted model, not a curated record. Bases 173 to 4180 code for a protein of 1335 amino acids.
UAAUGUUUGUUUGCGCGCUUGGCAACGCGCGACUCUUCGAUUUCCAAAAUGGCGGAAAGUUGUUUGAGAACCUGAAAACAAAACUUUAUAAGAAACAACGUACAUUUUUUACUCGAAAAAAAAAACUCCACCUAUUAGAGAUGAAAGAAAUGGAUUGCAUGGAUGUUUCAGUAUGAAGAAGAUUUUCAAAGUAUUCAAAAAGUCCUCCAGUUCGUCUUCAUCAAGUUCGAGUUCCGAUGAAGAGACGGAGAAAGAUUCAAAAGUCAGCAAACCCCCUCCCGAGAAACUUGCCGAAAGCCCAAAAGGUGAACCUUGGAGAAUAACGCACUCCGAUAUCGAAGUCGAACGACCUCCAAGACACAGACCAAAGUCGGCAAAAGUAAAGUUAAAGGCUACUGCUGACAAGAGCUUGAGCAAAGAGCAAGAAAGUGUACCAGAUGAUGAACCCAGAGGAUACCAUCGUUUCCAAAAGAAGCCUUCAGAGAGACAGCAUAAGGUAUGCCAUGGGACCACGAAGCAGAGAAAGUGUGACAUGGAUACAAGUAGCUUUUCCGAUGAGAGAAUGCAGCCUGUGGAGCGUCCAGCCUGGGAAAUGCUACAGACCGUGAACGCUGUUCCACCUAGGGCACUGACUGUUACAUCUGUACCCCAGACUAAGGAAUUAAUGGCAGUGCUUGGGCUAGAGGCGGCACAUGCCGAAGGACAAUCUUCCUCUGAUUGGCUGGCGAGGCACAGUGUUGAUGCACAAGACCUGUCCUAUGAUGAGAUCCUUAAAUGUGGAGUUCCUAUCAAACCUCCAUCAGAUGGUGAUCCAGACACAGCUUACAUCAAGUAUGAUGCCGCCAGACUUCAGGACUAUGAGUUCAAGCUGAAUAAUGUUAUUAACCUUUGCCAGGAGAGAAUACGCUGGUUACUCCGUGGUAGCAGACGGGCUUUUGGCAUGGUGAAGGGGAGUCAUGUAGGAGUGUUGGUUGACACUUCAGAUGCUAAUUGUGGCUAUGGUCGACUUCAGCUUUUCCAGGAAUCUCUGGUGGGUCUAAUAAAUGAACAACUGGUCAACAAGGAUCAGCUCUUCUUUGUUGGUUUUGGCACUUGCGCCGCUCCGCUAUGGAGUGUUGUCAGAGAUGUCAAUUGCAGAAUAGUAGAUGAAGCCCUGUGGUGGGUCAACAACUUGAAGCAGUCAGGAGGGUGCAAUCUUCUUGGUGCACUCAAGCAAGUUAUCAAGCGGAGGGAACUUGAUUCUAUUGUUGUCAUCCUUGGGAACACACCUGACCAGAACCCCAAACUGAUCAGUAAAUACAUCCAUGAGUCAACAGCUGGACGGAACGUGCAACUUCACACUGUAGCCUAUGACUGCUCAGUAUCAUCAACAAAUUUGUUUCUAAAAGAGCUUGCUGAACAGACUAAGGGAAGGUACCACUGUUACGCGUCCACAAGUGAUGAGCAAAUCAUGACUGGUACUGAUCUUAGUCUUGUUGCUGCUGAGAUGAACAAAGCAAUGGAAGUCUUGAGAAAAGUCCAGGAAAUGAGAGGGCAUGUAGCAGCCUCUACUGCCAGCAAUGAGAGUCUGGAGCAGUCAUUGCAUGAUAGUAAAGCAGUGGUACGAUAUGCCAAGGGCGAGUUCUCCCAGGUCAGCAAGUAUACCAGCAGCAGUUCACCUCUUGUGGUUGAGCAUCCGUCUUUUCCAGCGCGCACGUCAUUUGAUUGGCUCCAGCAGCAUGGUCUCAAAGCCAAAGGCCUUAACCUCUACCAAGUGCUAGCGCCAAAUGCGUACUCAUAUGUGGAUGGGUACAUCUCAUCUAUCAAUCGGAAUGUCCAAUCGAGAGUACAUGAGAUGAGUAUGGCACAGUUUGAAUGGCAUGAUGGCACAGUCAAGAAUGUCCAUGUGGACCCUACACUUCUGUUUGACUACCAGCGACACCUGGAAUCUGCUGUCCGCCUGUACAGGCGCCGUAUGGAGUGGCUCUCUGUCGGUUGCCGUAAGAUCUUUGGCACUGUUGUAGAGAGAAGGGUGGUGAUUCUUGUCGACAUGUCCAUAUGCACGUCACCUGCAGUGCUCCGUCUUCAUGAACACAUCCGCUUACUGCUUGAGCAGCAGAUGGCUAACAAGACUUCUUAUAACUUCAUAUGUUUUGGCGACAAAGCAGAGAUGUUCCGCCCCUGCAUGGUUGAGCCAUCCCCAGAAUAUCUAGAAGCCACUUGGAAAUGGCUGCUGCAAAUUGGCUGUAAAGGAAGCAGAAAUUUUCUAGAUGCUUUUCGGCUUGCUGUUGAAAAUGAAGAGGAACUCAAGCAUGGAAUAGAGGUUGACGGUAUUUAUGUCAUCACAAGUGGUGUGCCUGAUGAGCCAAAGGAUGUUGUGUGUGGGUUUAUGAGAGAAGCACUCGCAGGCCGAAACAUCUCACUGCACACGAUCUUCUACGAGGUUGAUGACGAGGAUGGGCUGAUCGCUAUUCCUGGCAAGUUCGCCGACCGGGAAGAGACUGCUCACACUCUUAAAGAAAUGUCCCAUAGUGUGCGUGGCCGCUUCCAUUGGUAUAGAAAUGGAGCACUUAUUGAGAGUGAUGACCUGAGAGCUGUGAUCAACGAGAUGGACCGAGCAUUUAACUACUCCCAAAAGACUGCUAUGCUGCUUGAGACAGUGAGAAAGAAAAAGAUUGAGCCGGUCAAUACAGCUUUUGAUAACCAACUAGUUCCCAGGCCCCCUUCAGCUAGUAAAGUCAAGAUGGCUCUAACACCGCCGCGACACACCGCUCUCACAAAAGCCCGGAUGACUCGCCCACAAACAGCAGGUGUUGAGGCCAGCCCCAGUCCCUUAUCAACGGGUAAGAAGUCACGGCCAUUGAGUGCGUCAUCACAGACCAAGGAGUCGUCACUAAAAGCUCUUUGCUGGAAACCCAGCACUGCCAGGAGUAGUACAACACUCAUCCCAACACCACCACCUUCAAAGAACAUUAUUGUGAAAGAAAAGAGACCAUCGUCUUCAGUUAAAGCUUCACAACAGGCUUUUUAUACAGAGUUCAAGAACCAGACAGGAGCUAUAUUUACACAGUACCCCACAAGUAGCAUGCGGAAGCCCCGCCGACCUGUCCCCGCGGCCUUCAUCCCGGACAAGGAGGAGGUUGUCACCACCCGUGAGUGGAUGCGCCACUACAGUCUCGCAAAGCUCAAGCUGGACCUGAACAAUAUCGUGGGCACGGCGGAGUGCACCCACGCCAAGGGCAAAGUCCAAUCAAUCGGCCAAUCAGUGCCCGCCAGGUACUGCACCAUCUUUCCGAGUGUAGAGGUGAAGGGCGUGGUCAAGCACUUGCACCUCUUGCCUCACGAGCUCGAUGACUACGAGGAGCAAGUGCAGCGUGUUAUGCGCCGAUAUGUCAAGCGCUUGCAAUGGCUUAUGAGCGGCAGUCGACGUGUCUUUGGAACAGUCGUGGAGAAGAAAGUGAUCAUUUUGAUUGACAUAUCCGGUUCCAUGGUUGCUAGCAUGGAAGAGUUGAAGAGAGAGCUAUCUGCUCUUAUCUGGGACCAAAUACGAAAGACAGCUUCCAUGUUCAAUCUAGUUUGCUUCUCGUCCGAGGCAGUUCCUUGGAGUCCGAGCUUGGUGUCUGUCGAUGACAAGUCCUGUCAAGAUGCUGUGGAAUGGGUGACGUCAUUUGAGGCAAAUGGCAGCACGUGUACGCUAGACGCCCUGCAGCUCGCAUUCGAGGACCCGGAUGUCACAGGAAUCUACCUCCUGACCGACGGCAAACCGGAUAACAGCACAACGAUGGUUCUUCGCGAAAUAGCCAAGCUAAAUUCCUCUCGAAACGUCAAGAUUCACUGCACAUCAUUUAACUGCGAUGACAGCGCUGCUAACAAGUUUCUUCAGUUAUUGGCCUCACAGACAGGCGGGCGGUUUCACCGUUGCCAGGGUGAUACAGAUGGUCACGUGUUUGCUCAUCGACUUCUUACCGAGGGGUUCAGAGAUGACGAGCCGUUGAGUAUGCCGUCAUUUGAGGGGGACGACCUUCGCCGUCUUGGAAGUGAGAUCGCUUCGUGUAGGAAGUUCUUGAUGCAGGCGCGCUCAUACAGAGCGCUUUUCCCCGAGCCAGGGAAAGAUGACAAGAGACAACAGCACCCAGUGUCCGAGUCAACUGAGGUGUUCCAUGGGCCUAAACGCAGUAGCACUUCCAUUACAGUCACGUGACAUGGACUAUGUAACCCCGCUUUACAGGUGGCGAUCACGUGAUAUCUUCAACAGUUUGCUAUGCAAUCUACCUCGAUAACUGUUGUAGCCGAAAUAGCUCUUUAUUAGGUCCCCCUGCAAGGAGUUGCCCCCUUCUUCCUAAGAAUCACUUAUACGUCCACUCGCAGUGUAUAUAGCACCUCACAAGUAUAUAAUAUACAAGAUAUCGGUGAUGUUUUAUUAUAGAACGUCUUAAACGAGUUAGAUAUGUGAACCCUAGACACCCUUGUACAGAUCCAAACUGAAAAAAAGAACGGUACAUAAAGUAACCGCGUUUAAA